Molecule: messenger RNA, 511 nt
Organism: Nothoprocta perdicaria
Lineage: Eukaryota; Metazoa; Chordata; Aves; Tinamiformes; Tinamidae
Product: rho GTPase-activating protein 22-like
Exons: 5
Coding region: 53-367 (104 amino acids)
Source: RefSeq, a predicted model, not a curated record
GGCAUGGAGCUGUGUUCUGGCAAGGUGUGCAGCCCGGUCGAAGAGUUUGGUGAUGGGUGAACAGAUUGGACCUUCCUCCAGACCAUCCUCUCCCAAUCCACAAGACCGUGUGCUGAAGUGUGGCUGGCUGAAGAAGCAAAGAAGCAUUAUGAAGAACUGGCAGCCGCGGUGGUUUGUUCUGCGUGGGGACCAGCUCUUCUACUACAAAGAUGAGGAGGAAACCAAACCUCAGGGUUUCAUUCCACUGCAAGGCAAUCAGGUGAAUGAGCUGCCACCUAAUCCUGAUGAACCAGGGAAACAUCUGUUUGAAAUUGCCCCAGUUAUUCCUACUCUGCUCUCAGUGCCUGAGGAACAUGAGACGGCUUGAGAUUGAGGUCAUUAGUGAGAUGAUACCUGAAUUCUAAAGAAAACAUUCCAAGAUCUGCUCUCUAGGAGGAGAGGAACACUGGGUGACUCUAAAUGGUAAUGUCUAGAUUUUGUUUGCAUUAGGGUAUAACACCUGAAUCACAGC